UGUCUUCUCCCAACAUGGGCUCGAUGGAUAAUUCUGGCUCAUGUAGAAACCAAUAGAAAAUUCCACCUUUUUUUCUUCUUCUUCUUCUUCUUAUGAUAGAUCCUCAAUAAACAAAACAUCAAUACAUGUAGUUAGCCAAACCAAAAUUUUGAUCUAUAUAUAAAUCACCCAAUUCAAUUUCAUAAUCCUUUUUUGUUUCACAAUCAUGAAUUGAGCAAAAAUCCCGGAAAUGGCUGAUCGUAAGUCCAGCAAGGGCGCCCAAUCCGUAUCCUCCUCCUCUGCAUCAUCAGCCGCAGCGUCGCAGAAACUCGGCGCCGGCGACGAGGCCGGCGGCGGCGGCAAGAACGUCCAGAGCAGCGUCACGUGCGUGUACCAGACCCACAUCGGCGGGUACUGGCGGAACGCGACGGUGGUGUGGUGCAAGAACGUGACGAACCAUUCGCUGAGCGUGUCGGUGGACAGCGUGGAGACGGAGGAUCAUUCCACGUGUAAGGUGGAUCUGAAGCCGUGGCAGUUUUGGACAAAGAGAGGGUACAAGACGAUGGAGGUCGACGGGAACCGGCUGGAGGCGUAUUGGGAUUUCCGAUCCGCCAAAUUCUCCGGCGGACCCGAACCCGUCUCCGAUUUCUACGUCGCCCUCGUCUCCGACCAAGAAAUGGUCCUCUUCUUAGGUGACUACAAGAAAAAAGCCUACAAACGGACCAAAUCCCGACCCCCCCUCGUCGAGGCCGCCCUGUUUUACAAAAAAGAACACGUUUUCGGGAAAAAAAGCUUCACGUCCCGGGCCAAAUUCGACCGGACAAAAAAAGACAGCGAAAUCGUAGUCGAGAGCUCGGCCUGGGGGCCGAGAGACCCGGAGAUGUGGAUCAGCAUAGACGGGAUCGUCCUAAUCCACAUCCAAAAUCUACAAUGGAAAUUCCGGGGAAACCAAACCGUCACGGUCAACAAAGUCCCGGUCCAGGUCUUCUGGGACGUUCACGACUGGCUAUUCCGCACCUCCGGCUCCACCCACGGCUUAUUUAUCUUUAAACCGGUGGUGGCGCCGGAGUCCGACAGCGACGUCGAAGACGGCGGCGGCGGUGACGACGACGGUGACAGCGUUUCCAGCGGCGGAAGCAAGUACUACUCGACCCGGAGCCAUUCCACGGGGUCGCAGUUUUGCUUGUUGUUGUAUGCGUGGAAGCUUGAGUGAGGCUGAUCAGACCAUAAUGUAUAAACCAUAAAGAUCAAAUUAAAAUUAUUUGGCACCACAUGCAUAUUGUAACUGUCUUGUAACAAACAUUUUGUAAACAAGAUUAUAUAAGUAUACAUGCGCCAUGCUAAUUGUGUAUAUCAAUGGAAGGGGUCCUCUGGCCAAUGAUAUGAAAGUGGCAUAUAGAGUGGGUUAAUAUGUGUAAAUAUUUAGCAUUUUCUUAGAUUGAAGUGUUCUUUAAUGGUGUGUACUAUUGAAAUAGAGAAGAAGACAAUACAAUACAAUAUUCUCGCUAA
Messenger RNA from Ipomoea triloba (trilobed morning glory), 1488 nucleotides. RefSeq lists its product as uncharacterized. Bases 230 to 1192 code for a protein of 320 amino acids. The transcript has a single exon. Lineage: Eukaryota; Viridiplantae; Streptophyta; Magnoliopsida; Solanales; Convolvulaceae. The record is from RefSeq and is a predicted model, not a curated record.